AUGAGACAGGCGGAGUUGUGCCGAUAUUCUUUUUCAGUGUGGAUCGUUGGAUCCGCCCUCUGCAACCCACACACCCCUGCAAGAUCUAUUCCACUACCGCUGUAGACUCGCCCUUGGAAUUGGCAAGAAGUCGGCAAUCAAGUGGUUGGAGUUUUUUUUUGGAGCGUCGAGCAGUUCUGCGAUUGUACGAGGCCACGCUGUACCGUUCUAGCGGUUUGAAUCAGUUUCUGACUGGAAAACCCGGGGAUGUGACCACUCUGUCCCCGGUUGGGGACUCCUCCCCCCCGUUUGUAUUUACUUGCUCCUUGCUUUAGUGUCGAGGUCUGUGUCAAACGGCGAAUCAUGGGGUGAAAGCGAAGUAGAGAAAAACAGAAGAUGCAGCGUCGUGCAUAUCGGGACUGGGGGUUGCCGUAGACGGACGCGAACACCGGAAAAUGCACCCGCUUCUUAUCGAUCAAAAUGGCGUGCAAACUACCGUUUCAUGUCGCGAUUUUUUUGUGAAGUCGUUGUAAACCAGUACCAACUCAAUCCUAAACAAUUUCUUUGGCCCUACCCCGAUUCAUGGUCACGGGGCCCCUCAGCAAGCGAUACUUGGGGUGUUUUUCCGUCCAAAAAGUUGGUUCAAAACCCGCCCCCGCCCCCCUCUGCCUCCGUCCGGUCCCUUUCCCCGCCCACCAGAGCCUUCACCCCUUGUGUCGCCUCGCCCUCCUCCCCGCCCAUGCCCACGCCCUGCGCGGUUUGUCCUCUGUUCCAAGCUCGCAUCCUCCCUCGCUGCCCUCUUGAUCUCCCGUGCCAUUCUUUUUUCUUUCAGAGCUUCCUUGGCCUCCACCUUCUGGCGUUCGUCCUCGAGGUAUUUUUGCAUGACGUCAUCGCACGUGAUAACCCCUCCUUCCGGGAGACCUUGCGACUUGCGGGUGAUGGCGAGCUUCUUCUGCUUCUUUUUCGCCUUGACGAAGGCUCUGAGCAUGACCGUGUUGAUAAGGAUGCCCUUGACGCACUGGCCCUUUUGCUGCAGCUCGCGAACCGUUCGUGGGCCGAGGUUGUCGGCAAAAUCCUUGUCGGAAAUCGCCACUGUGAUGUCUUCGACGGGGCGGGCGGGCACCUGAUCGUUCCUUCCUCUUCCCUACACCUUGAAGUCGACCCAUCGCCCGCUCCCCGUCCACCGGCCAAAGGCCUGCCCCUGCAAAGGAUGAUGUGUUCCGUUCCUCGGAAAAGCUCCGCAACCAAGCAUCCCCAAGAAUGCCCAACAUGUCGCUCUUCGCGGGCACCCUUCCGCCGUUUCGUGCCGGGAAGGCCGAGAGAACCUUGGUGAUUUCCCGCUUGAAUGACCCGAACGACCCGACGUCCAAGGGCUGAACAACAUGAGAUGAGUGGGACGGUAUCUGGUAAAGGACGAUGUUUAGGUCCCUGGCCAAUUUGACAACUUCGUAGGUAACAUGCGAGGCGUGGCCAUCA
Molecule: messenger RNA, 1455 nt
Organism: Ectocarpus sp. CCAP 1310/34
Lineage: Eukaryota; Phaeophyceae; Ectocarpales; Ectocarpaceae
Source: the annotation of a GenBank genome assembly